This is a messenger RNA of Polypterus senegalus (gray bichir), 1102 nucleotides long. RefSeq names its product calcineurin-like phosphoesterase domain containing 1 (gene cpped1). The record is from RefSeq and is a predicted model, not a curated record. NCBI's taxonomy places the organism in Eukaryota, Metazoa, Chordata, Cladistia, Polypteriformes, Polypteridae. Bases 233 to 1102 code for a protein of 289 amino acids. Gene Ontology annotation, molecular function: hydrolase activity. The transcript has 4 exons.
GUUUGGCGCGCACGCGCACAGCUCGGAAGGCGCGUAACCGCCAAUCAGUGAACCAGCGGCAGCGACUCAAUUAGGCGGCACAGGGGCCACGGGGCAGCGCACGCCGGAACUGUGCGGCGCACGUUUAGCGAAGGGAUUUAUAUAAAAACACUGAGUGGCGUCCGAAGACGAACCACGAACUUAACAGAAAGAAAUAAAGAAGGAAAAAAAAGAGCUACGGCAGGACGGGACCAUGACUGACGGAUCUGAAAUGUUCCACAGAGCUGCAGGACGUAGCUUUAAAGGCUUCAGCGCAGAGGAAGAAGGUGAAUGGAAGGGCCCUUUUUACUUUGUGCAAGCUGCAGACCCCCAGCUUGGCCUCAUGAAGGCCUGGGCCAUUGGAGACACGGAUAACGGUGGCGACGAGUGGGAACAGGAAGUGCUUCUGACUGAGAAGGCCAUUCAAGCCGUCAACAGACUAACACCUUUGCCCAGGUUCAUGGUGAUCUGCGGUGACCUCAUACACGCCAUGCCAGGUACACAGUGGAGGGAGGCACAGGAGAGGGACCUGAAAAAUGCCCUGCAGAAAGUGAACCCUGCUAUCCCUCUCGUGUUUGUCAGUGGAAACCAUGACCUCGGCAACACUCCCAGUGCACAGACUGUGACCGAUUACUGUCAUUCCUGGGGCGAUGACUACUUCAGCUUCUGGGUUGGGGGCGUCCUGUUCCUGGUGCUCAACUCGCAGCUUUUCUUUGACUCCUCAGCCUGCCCUGAGCUGCAUCAGGCCCAUGAUGCAUGGCUCUCGCAACAACUAGAUGAAGCCUCCCAGCGAAAGUGCCGCCACGUCGUCGUCUUUCAGCACAUCCCGCUUUUUGUGAACUCUUUUGAGGAAGAACACGACUACUUCAACCUAAAGAGACCUGUGCGACAGGAGCUUCUUGGAAAAUUCAGAAAAGCAGGGGUUAAAGACUAUGACUACAUAACUCCAGUUCUCGAGUCUUUACACUCAGCUUCCAGUAUAAAUCAUGAAGUGCAGUCGGGCAUUGCAGCCCGUUCUCCUACUGCGUGUGAAAUGACUGUUGAUGAAACUGAAAUUCGGAAAGACUCGGAGGAGCGGGCUUAA